AGCGGUAAAAAUUGGGGCUUUCCCCGAUUAUCGCUUAGCUUCAAAUUUGCAUACCGUGACCACAAAGUUCGUCAACAACCCGUCGAUAGCGCAAAAAUUUGUUUACUUCGAUUUAUAUUCGAUGCAAACGCUGUACGUUCUCCUACUACAACGACUGGAGGGGAAAAGCUUCACAAAUAAGUGACGUUUUUAAGCUAACGUAGGAGUGAUGAAUUUGAUCUAGAGAGAUGGAAAGAACAUACCCUAAGAUCACCACAAACGCUCGUUUAGGACACCAUCUUGAGGAUGAGUUGGAACAUGAUGAUAAUCAUUCGGCCAGAUGCAGCACAUUUAAACAUAUCGAAGAGACGAUGGAUCAGCUUCAGAAAUGCAAGGUGAAGAUGGCCAUAAAGUCUUUGCAAGCUGCACAUAAGCAUCUAUGUAUACUGGAACUAAAUCCAGAUAGCUUCGGAAACCCAACUGAUUACGAGAAGGAGCAGAUAGAGCGAGGUACCAAGAUGUGCUUUAGUCGUUUCUCAGCUCCUUUCCUGGGUGUAGUUUUGUCGAGCCCGGAGCCGAUACCGGAUAAGGAUGGCCAUUUUUAUGCCAUCUUUACUAUUGUCUUUGGUGCUCUUGCACUAAAGUUACAUAAAUAUAACAUGGCUAUUGAUAUAUUUCAGCGAUGUUCUUCUCUUUUCACAAGUGAUGUCACGCCACGAACUAAAAACAACAUGGAAGUUAUUGAUAUUUUCAUAGGAUUAGCGAAGGCUAAUAUAGGCUGCGUUUAUCUAAUUACUAAAAUGAUCGACAAGGCUGAGGAUCAUCUAAAAUGCGCGCUGGAGAUUUUUGAAAAAUUUAAAAACCAAAACAAAAAUGUUUCUGUAGAUAUAAACAUCGUUAGUAUAAAAACCAACUUAAGCACAGUAUACCAGUGUCAGAAAGACUACCCAGCAGCAGUGCAGUUGCAAGACUGUCUCCUUUUGAAAGCAAAAGAACUCAAUCUUCCCGUUCCACUGGUAGCUGCCAUACAUUACAAUCGAGCAGAGUUGUUCUUAGAGCUCAAAGAACCUUUCAAAGCACUUACGGAGCUGAAUAUAUUGGAUUCACUUUCUGAGAGGAUGAACAAUGAAGAUGGAAUAUUCUCGAAAUUUAUAUCUUCUAAAAUUUGUUUGGCGUAUCAAAUGAUUGGAGAGGUGGCUCGUGCAAAGAAAAUAGCCGAGCGCUUGAUUUUCCCAUCUCUUUCUCCCAAAUCAGCAUCACUGCCCCUCUCUCCAUCCUCAAAAUCGUGCUCGUCAUCAGCAGGGUCAGGGUCAUCAUCAUUAUCAUCGUCACCAUCAUCUUCAUCGUCAUCUUCAUUUUCUGCUUCGACACUGAUGUCUUCAUUUUCCCUUUUCCUUCCCGAUUUUGAAGCCUUCCUCGAAUGUUAUGGAAAAUUCAAUUGGGACUUCUUGUUCGCAAUUAUAUUAAAUGUAGUUGAUUUUCACCUGAAAGAAGAAAACUUAGACUUCGUAUCUUUCCUUGAUUUUUUUGUACCAAAUUGUGAAGAAAUGCUAGGGGAAAACCACCCAACAUAUGCAUCCGUUCUCUACAGGCAAGGUUUCAGAUUUUUUCUGAUGGAACGAAAAUUGUCGUCAAAGAAUUGCUUUGAACAAGCAUUAAGUAUUUUGACAAGUUCGAACUUCGGCUCAGAUCACCCAGAUUUAGUGCAAUGUAAUAUCGGCCUUGCAAGGCUAUUAUUGUGCAAGGACUUUCAAGAGGUUCGUCAGUUGAAGUCGUACCCUGACCGAUGCAGGCGAGAGUUUUCUUGUGACGCAGCAGCCGAUGUUGUGGACCCUGAUAUUCCAUCCUUUAGAGAAGACAGUGGAAAGUUGAACAGCAACGAAGAAUUAGACGAACUAGUUCAAAUUUCUGCUCAAGGAAACCAUAGAGGCAGGCAAGGUGAUUGUCUUGAAAAUGAUUCCCAAAAGGAUAAGAACAGAGGAAUCAGCGUCUCACAAAGGAUACUGGAAACAUCAAAUGUAGUCUGUGAUGGAUGGAAUGACGCUCUUAGAGCUUCUUUUCAUGGAGGAGAUGUGGGUACGGAUAGCGGUGAAAACUCCGAUGUACUCGCCACGAAUGGAGCAUGUGGUUUUGACAAAGAGUGGAAUACUCCAGUUUUUGCCCCUCCAAAACGACGAGAUUCCCAUGAGAGUAAUUCGAAAGCAAAAGGAUCUCUUGGCUUGAAAGGUGGACGCCAAAGCAAUUUUCCGUUGGGCCACGGUUCACAUAGGGAUCCCAGUGAGGAUGAAUUUAGAACAAAUCACAUUGGAAUAGAUCCCAGUUUUCUCGCACGCCAUUCUUAUGAGUACAAUGCAUCUGAUGCAUAUCUCCACUCCAAGUACGACAGAUCUGGGUACAUGCCUGAGAUGUACUGCCCAACUCCCUCAAGUUCAUCGACAUAUCCUGGAUGUCCUGAUGCAAUGGGAUCUCCUCCAAAAGCAUACGUAAGUCCUGAUGAGUAUCAGCAUGAAGAGCCAUCUCUAAACCUAGUCCUAAUGCCUAAAAUUGUUCCAGCGAAGACCUUAUAACCGCCUCAAUCUUCAGGUUUUCUC
Stylophora pistillata is the source of this 2570-nucleotide messenger RNA. RefSeq lists its product as uncharacterized. Gene Ontology annotation, biological process: ubiquitin-dependent protein catabolic process; protein ubiquitination. Gene Ontology annotation, molecular function: ubiquitin protein ligase activity; zinc ion binding; protein binding. Gene Ontology annotation, cellular component: nucleus. The record is from RefSeq and is a predicted model, not a curated record. NCBI's taxonomy places the organism in Eukaryota, Metazoa, Cnidaria, Anthozoa, Scleractinia, Pocilloporidae.